UCGCGCGCCCCCGUCGCCUGGCUCCCGCCGCCGCUCCGCGACCGCAAGAGAUUGCGCCUCCACCUGGCCGCCUCCGCCAUUUUGGCCGGCGAGCGGCGACCCGCACGGCUGCACCCGCCUCCGCCGCCGGCUUCUCGUCUUCCCUUCCGUCUCCUGUGAGUAGAUCUCUGGUUCCGUCGCUCUGGUGAGCAGAUCUCGCGCUCCUACGAACCUCACUGGCUCGCUCCAAUCCUGGUCAAAGUUCGCAGUAGUCCUUGCCGUCUCACCGUCGUUGUCUCUUCUCUCUAUGGCUCCGGGCUCCGGCUGCGCAGGUCUCGUGCACUCGGGGCCGCCGGCCGUUGAGGAACGGAGCCGCCGAGGGUUGAUGCGAAGGUAGGCUGCACCCUGAGGUCGUCGUGAUGGACGACAUGGAGGAGUACACCGUCAAAGAUGACCUCAGGGUGUGUGGCCUGCCCGCGGAUGACGACGACGACGACCUGACUGCCGGCGCUGAGGCAUUGUUCGGUAGCAGUGUUGCUCCGAUCAAUGUCGAUGCCCCUGAUGAUGCCGACGCUGGUGCUGGAGGUGAUGGCGUCGUCGCGUCGGCGACUCAGACGCCGGCCUCGACGCCUACUGCUUCUACUACCAACAACAUCUUGCUGAAGCGUGCCAGGUCUGGUGCCUGGAACGAAUUUGAGCCGAUCUUUGAGACCUUGCCCUCUGGCAAGCAGGUACGAAUCGCUGCCAAGUGCCACCACUAUAAUCAUGUUCUGUCUGCUCGAUCUGCUUCUGGUACUGGACAUCUGCUCCGUCACCAGACGCAAUGCGUCAAGAAAGCUAAGCAUGCUGCUUUAGUGCAGUCUUGCAUCCAGUUCAAUGGUGAUGGUUCAGUCACUGGUUGGCAAUACAAACCCGAUGUUGCUCGGAGAGAGCUGUGCCGGUUGAUUUCUAGACUUGAUUUACCUCUUGGUUUUGGUUAUGAAGAAGCAUUUGAAGAGUACAUUCAGUGUGCUCACAAUCCUUGUUUUUCUAGAGUCUCUAGACAGACCACUACUAGAGAUUUGGAAAAAUACUUUCUUGAGCGUCGUACUACUCUAAUUGAUAGCUUGCAUUCUGUUACAUCUGUUUGCCUCACUUCUGACAUUUGGUCGGGCAAUGCUAAGGAAGACUAUCUUAAUGUGGUUGCUCAUUUUAUUUCUGCUGAUUGGGAGUUAGAGCAGAGAGUCAUUGGGCUUAGACUCAUUGAUUGCUCACAUAAUGGUGUUAACAUUGCUGAACGUGUUGAAUCUGUUGUUCAUGAGUUUGAUUUGACAGAUAAAAUCUUUGUUGUGACCUUUGAUAAUGCUUCUUCUAAUUCCAGAGCUAUGUCAAAGCUCAUUCCUAUGUUUGUUGGUUAUUUUGGUCCUGAUCCUACACCACUUGACAAUGUUAACAGAGAAAAUGACAAUGCAUUGCGUGGACUCUUGCACCAGCGAUGCGCAUGUCACAUUAUAAAUCUCAUUGUCAAAUCUGGUUUGAAAAGGAUCAAGUCUUAUCUUGAGGCUUUUAGAACUGCAAUCUCUUAUUUGAACUCUUCUAACCAACGCAUUGGUGAAUUUCAUAACUAUUGCAUUGUUAAGGGGGUUAAACCUCGCAAGUUUGGUUUGGAUAUGGAUGUGAGAUGGAACUCUACCUAUCUCAUGCUCAAGCAUCUCAUACCAUACAAGGGCACUUUCCCGACCUUUAUUGCUGCUAAUUAUGGUUUGGUUAAUGGUGAGCCACUACUCAGUGAAGGUCAUUGUGCUGUUGCUAAGAAAAUCAUGGAGUUUCUUGGAAUUUUUUAUGAAUCAACUGUUGCUUUGUCUGGUGUUUAUUAUCCAACUAGUCCUCUGAUUCUACAUCAUAUCCUUGAAAUUGCUUGUCAUUUGCAUGCCAGAGAGACUGAUCCUUUGCUCAUGAGCAUUCUGACUCCUAUGAAACUGAAGUUCCUCAAGUAUUGGCAAAACAUCCCUCUUUUGUAUUCCUUUGCUUUUGUUUUGGAUCCAAGGGCUAAGAUGAGAGGAUUUCAUAAUGUUCUCCAGCUUCUUUCUCAGGCUGUUGGUGUUGAUUAUUCUAAUUACUUCACUGAGGUAAGAGCUGAACUGUACAAACUAUAUAACAAGUAUGAAAACAAGUAUGGUGCAGUUAGGUUGCAGAGGCCCUCCAACAUAUCAGGAUCAUCUGGUAAAAAAAAUGCUUGGGGUAAGAUAUAUGGAGCUGCUGGUACAAGUCCCUCUUCUACUGCUCUUGCAUCUACAUCUUCUCCUGCUGUAUUUGUGCCUCUUGUUUCAGAGUUGGCUUCCUACUUGGACAGCGACAUUGUCACCUGCUUUGAUGAUGAUUUUGACAUAUUAAUUUGGUGGCAUGAGCACAAACUGACAUAUCACAUUCUGUCCAUACUAGCAAAAGAUGUUAUGUCUGUUCCAGUUUCUACUGUCUCUUUGGAAUCUUGCUUUAGUCUCACUGGCAGGGUGAUCGAGUAGCGUCGACGACACUUGGCGCCUCAUAAUGUGGAGUACUUGACCUGUGUCAAGGACUGGGAAGCUGCUGAUGCAAGGGCACAACAUGAUGUCGAGAAGUUUGGCAUCAAGGACAAUGCUGAAGGGCAGGCUGCUGGAAAUGAGUCUGUCCCUGCCAAUGGCUAGUCAUGAGAAGUGAAGGCAAGGGGCAAGGCUGGGCCUAGGCAAGAGGCCAGCAGUAGUGUUUUGCGAUUUUGAUCUUCUGUUUGUAAUGUACUAACGAGUCUGCUGAACUUAAACAAUGUGAUGUAAUUUUGAACAAUUAUAGAGUUUGGUUGUACUCUUUUUCCCUUCCUAGGGUUUUCUCACAAGGGUGAGUUUUACCUAGGAAGGUUUUUAAUGAGGCAGCAACACUUGAUCACAUAGAUCAAGUGUUAAAACAACUCUAUAGUUGUGUUAUCACUUAUCAGUUAACUUAAGUGAUAUUUUGCUAUA
Messenger RNA from Panicum virgatum (switchgrass), 2951 nucleotides. Its product is annotated as zinc finger BED domain-containing protein RICESLEEPER 2-like. The transcript has 3 exons. Gene Ontology annotation, molecular function: protein dimerization activity; DNA binding. The coding region runs from base 399 to 2480 and encodes 693 amino acids. Lineage: Eukaryota; Viridiplantae; Streptophyta; Magnoliopsida; Poales; Poaceae. The record is from RefSeq and is a predicted model, not a curated record.